AUGUAUAUCAAGAAGGAACGUGUCUCCCUUCAUCUCCUACUAUUGCUGACCUUGGUCAUCGAAAUCGGAACGAUACCCUGGCAGCAAUACUUGUGCCAGCCACAUACCGGGCUGAAUUUCAAAAUGCCGACCAUCAAGAUGGUCACACAGUGCACGAGCAAAACAGGCAUCAAGUGCCGCCCGCAAGUCAUCAGUUGGUUAUCCAAUCGCGAACGAUGGCCAACAUCUUUCCCAACGUGCUUCGGCCUGUUUGCUGUGCUAUUCUUCGGUAUCAGCUCACCUUCCCGCGGCUCCGAAGAGUUUGCGGUGGAUCGUGGGACUGAACGUGUGGCGUCCCUUUGGUACCAAAUGCAGAAUGUCAACAUUGAUGCCACAUCAACGAGAAAUUGCCCGAUAUACUAA
Molecule: messenger RNA, 402 nt
Organism: Suillus fuscotomentosus
Lineage: Eukaryota; Fungi; Basidiomycota; Agaricomycetes; Boletales; Suillaceae
Exons: 4
Coding region: 1-402 (133 amino acids)
Source: RefSeq, a predicted model, not a curated record